This is a messenger RNA of Brassica oleracea var. oleracea, 909 nucleotides long. RefSeq lists its product as uncharacterized. The record is from RefSeq and is a predicted model, not a curated record. The transcript has 5 exons. Bases 305 to 751 code for a protein of 148 amino acids. NCBI's taxonomy places the organism in Eukaryota, Viridiplantae, Streptophyta, Magnoliopsida, Brassicales, Brassicaceae.
AGAGAGAGUUCCAGAAGAAGGGGAACGGAUCUCAAAACAAAUUAGGGUUCCAAGGAGAGGGAGACGAUAUCUUUGAUUCUUGACGAGGCAAUGACUGAAGCAUUUGAAGGCUGGAAUCGAUGGCUCGAAGCUCCGUGUUUGUUUUGGCGACCUGGGGAUUAUAACUAUCAGACGCCUAAGCAUGAUCCCAAAAAGGCUAUCUACACACCUGAGCAAGAGCAAGAACGAAUUAAGGAAGAAGUAGAUAAUAGCGAGGUAAUAAUAAUAAUAAUAAUUCGUUAUUUGUUUUCUUUUGCAAUAGAAUAUGUUUGAUUAUUUAUAUAUAUAUGUGAAACACAACAUCGAUUUCGACAUCGAUUUCGAUAGCUUCCGUUGCGUUUUCAACUACCAUCGUGCUUACCUCGACGCGAAUGAGUUCGUGGAUGAGCCAGACACCACUGGAGAUUUACUCGUGAGGCUAUCCAAGGAAGCCCUCGAUGGUCGCAAUGCAACAUAUAAGACAGAUUUCGAGUUUGCCAGCGUUGUUAAAGCCAACUUUCACUACUCUGCUGGAUUCAUGUUUCUCAUAACGUUUGAAGUUCGUGAUCCUUAUGAUGGUCUGAUCAAACCAUUCCAAGCAAGGGUGCGCCACCUUAAACAUACCUUCACCGAGCAUGUCUUCUGCAGGCCUAAACCCAACGCCGGAGUGGAAUACUAUGGGACUGCCAAGACAGAUUUCGAGAAAGAUACCAAGAAACAAAGAUUGGAGUAGUAGGAGCUUUACUAUGCUACGAGUAGUGAGUAGUGAAACCUAAGAGAGACGUCUCUUGUUUAGUUAUCUAUUUACUUCCUGACUCUUGUUCGUUUUCGUAACACUCAAGUGUGACUUUACUUCUUGUGUUCCAUUGAAUAAUAGACUUAUCGGACGAA